Anthonomus grandis grandis is the source of this 1449-nucleotide messenger RNA. Its product is annotated as carbohydrate sulfotransferase 11. Gene Ontology annotation, biological process: carbohydrate biosynthetic process. The transcript is spliced from 7 exons. Lineage: Eukaryota; Metazoa; Arthropoda; Insecta; Coleoptera; Curculionidae. The record is from RefSeq and is a predicted model, not a curated record. Bases 405 to 1325 code for a protein of 306 amino acids. Gene Ontology annotation, cellular component: membrane. Gene Ontology annotation, molecular function: sulfotransferase activity.
UUGUAGUACAUCUGACGAUGUUUUCACUCAUGUAUGUUAUUGUUAUUGGGGUCAAGAGGUCUCUGGUAGUUUAUGUAAAACAAUUUAAUUAAACGGAUAAGUUUAUUUGGAGUUUGGUGAAAAAAAUCCCCCAACAAAAGACGACUGUGCUUGACCUAAAGAAAUCCAUUAAAAGACACUUCACAUUAAAGCAGCAACGGCAAAGAAGCAAAACGAAAAUCAGUUGGAAGUACGUGUGGAAAACUUAUUGGUUGCAAAACAUCGCGAACGGAAAGAUUCUGAAAAAUGAUGGAGAGCUCGUUAGUAAUUAUGGUAUAGUUAACAGAUCGGAACUAAGAUUUGUCAAACGGCUCGGGAAAGGUAAAGGUACCACUGAGCUUCACGAGACAUGUUAAUAGACAACUAUGUGGGGUCCAGGGUUCGAGAAAAGUCAGUGGUUUUUGGUGGCUGUGCUGGUUAACGUCAGUUUGCCAUUUUGUGCGCUUAGCGACACAGAAUCCUAUCCUUGGCUCGAACAAAUCACCCGUCAAGAAGAUCUCACCUUAGGCUGCGAUAACUUGGGCCUAACCCGCCUCAAACCCGACAUAUCGCAGCUGCACCACAUCCUGGUGGACCACACUCACAAACUCCUCUACUGCUACGUACCGAAAGUGGCUUGCACCAAUUGGAAACGCGUUAUGAUGGUUCUGACCGGCCAGUCAAACGCCACAAAUCUCGUUAAUAUUCCGGCCGAUUUGGCGCACGCAAAUAGUUCAACUGUCAGGUUGUCUGAAAUGACUAAGGCAGAAGCCAACCGAGUUUUGGGAGAGUACACCAUGUUUCUGAUUGCUAGACAUCCGUUCGAAAGGCUGCUCUCUGCUUAUAGGAAUAAGUUUGUCGAUAGCCUGCCCAGCUCUAAGUAUUUUCAGUCAAGGUAUGGUAAAUAUAUCUUAAAAAAGUACCGUCCAUCAGCCACACCCGAAGAGCUGGAAUCCGGCGUAAAUGUCACAUUUACCGAGUUUGUGAGUUUUUUAUUGAACGACGGGGUGGAUACGAACGAGCACUGGACUCCCAUAUACGAUCUGUGUUUGCCCUGCAGUUUAAAUUAUUCAUUUAUUGGUCACUACGAAACGCUCUCUCAAGACGCCAAAACGAUACUCGAUAUGGUAGAUGCCCCCAGUUUGGUUUUCCCGGUGACCAGAGCGGGACACACUAGGGACCGACUUCGGGAAUAUUUUCAGCAAUUGUCCAUUUUCAGUAUCGAACAUUUGUAUAAAAAAUAUUUGGCCGACUUUAAGUUGUUCGGUUACGGGUUGGAAGACUUAAUAGGAUACGAUUUAGCAUAGGAAUUUUCGGGUUUUAGUUAUUAAUGACGGAUUGUCAAUGCUUUUAUAAGUUGUUAAUGUUGAUUUUUGUUAUUUAGUUGUUGGUGGCUCAGUGACUUUUUGUAAUACAAAUUGUAUUUUUUUA